CGAUAAUCCGGCGGCAGUUUCGCGGCGACACCAGCGAAACCACCACUCGCGCAGUUGCCAAUAGAAGUAGAAAUAGAAAUACCAACACGUCGAGGGAACGAUACGCUCUAUACCGCUCUAUACGCAGUCCGUUGAGGCAAUUUGCACGCUCUCUGUCGCAACGUCAUCGUUGGCAGAGGACAGGACCCACCUCACCGUGCGCAAUUCGAUCAACAUCACUCGACCCGUUGCCAGCGACACAUUCGAUAUUCCUACACCCGUAGAUCUUCUCUAGAUCUGUUCAUUCGCAGUACUCUCUUCCCACUCUCGCGGUCUCGUCGCCCACGACGAUCGGCUCUUUCCCAGCUUGUCCCUUUUUCAGCCCUUUCUCGCCCUUUCUCCCUCUUCUGUCGCGGCAACUCUGCCCUAGACGCGGAUCCCCGAUCGACGAUCUGCACUCCGCGGCGCAUCAAGAAUGGCUUCGAACCGGAACAUCCUAGAUUCGCUGACGUGCAGACAAGUGUUGAACAUCAUGGUGAUACUUGGUUUCAUGCUAAACUAUAUGCUGCGCGUCAACAUGACGAUCGCCAUAGUGUCGAUGGUGAUGCCGAGCAACGAUACUUCGCCACACUCGAACAGCAGCGAUAGACCCGGCAUGAGCGAGUGCUUCGACCGUCGAGUCACCGCAAACGUUACCUCGUUCGACACUGGUGGAUCAACGAGCACGGUCGACCCUGAUUCUGCUGCAACCUCGUCCCUUUAUCCAGCGCGUACAACGCACGAGGAAACCAAUCGGACGAAAUUCCCGUGGAACGAGUACCAGACCAAUCUGGUGUUGGGUAGCUUCUUCUGGGGCUACGUGUGCACCGAAUUGCCAGGUGGACGCCUCGCUGAAAUAAUAGGGCCUAAAAGGGUGUUUGGAUACAGCAUGUUGGUAUCCAGCGCCAUCACUUUCUUAACGCCUCUGUCGGCCACCUACGGCUAUGUCGCCGUCGUUGUCUUGAGAACGCUGAUCGGAUUCAUGCUGGGAGCUACCUGGCCAGCCAUCCAGCCGAUGACCGCUCGGUGGAUACCACCGACCGAACGUAGUAAAUUCGUUUCGAACAUGAUGGCCUCGUCGCUCGGGGCAGCGAUAACGAUGCCGGUUUGUGGAUUUCUAAUCGCUUACCUCGGAUGGGAAUCCGUGUUCUACGUAACCGGGACGAUAGGCCUCGCGUGGAGCGUAGCUUGGUUUCUUUUAAUAUUCGAUUCCCCCCGCGAACAUCCGAGGAUCACGAUCGAAGAGCGCCGAUACAUCGAGGACUCGAUCGGUUCUACUUCUACGACCAAGCGAUUGCCCGUCCCGUGGAAAUCCAUCCUCCUCUCGAUCCCCGUUUGGACUAUCGUAGUCACUCACACGUGCAGCGUGUUCGGUUACUUCACCCUUGUUAAUCAACUACCAACGUACAUGAAGUACAUCUUAAAUUUCAACAUCAAAGAGAACGGGCUGCUAUCGUCCUUGCCGUACUUUGGUAAAUACAUAUUCGCCGUCGCAACAUCUUCCUUGGCCGACUACCUGUUCAGAACUAACAGACUGUCAGUAACGGCUAUCCGUAAAAUUUUCACCACUUUCGCUGUAUUGAGCCCGGGGCUGUUGAUGAUCGUACAAGCGAAUUACGGAUGCGACCGCGCUACGUCCGUGUCGAUCUUCACGAUCGCUUUGACGAUCAACGGCGCGGUGACUGCUGGAUACCUCGGGAACAGCUUGGACAUCGCGCCAAACUUUUCAGGCACCAUUUUCGGCAUAAUGAACACGCUCGGUUCCUUAGGCGGAUUCCUCAGCAGCUACAUGGUCGGCACCAUAACCUACAAGAAUCAAACCUACGCUCAAUGGAGCAAAGUCUUCUUGGUACUGGCAUUCACUUAUUGCUGCGGCGCCCUCUCGUUCGCCAUUUUUGGCAGCGGUCAGUUGCAAACGUGGAACAACCCCGAGCAGAGACGAGAAGAUCAACGAACCAAAAUAGUAGACGUUGCCGAUCAACCGGAAGAGUUCCUCCCGCUGAAAGACAAGACCAAGACUGUACCUUGAUCACGUAACGGGGAAUAUCAAACAAAUACAAUUAUAAUUUUAAUGGAUCUGUGCGAAAUACCUACUAGAAAACUGCAUAGAAACGUUCUCUUUGUAUUUUUGAAAUACAGCAUCGAUAAAAUGCGUGUUUAGAUACAUCUCA
Messenger RNA from Frieseomelitta varia, 2189 nucleotides. Its product is annotated as putative inorganic phosphate cotransporter. Gene Ontology annotation, biological process: monoatomic anion transport; transmembrane transport. The transcript is spliced from 8 exons. The coding region runs from base 455 to 2047 and encodes 530 amino acids. Gene Ontology annotation, cellular component: plasma membrane. Lineage: Eukaryota; Metazoa; Arthropoda; Insecta; Hymenoptera; Apidae. The record is from RefSeq and is a predicted model, not a curated record. Gene Ontology annotation, molecular function: transmembrane transporter activity.